This is a messenger RNA of Malaya genurostris, 4654 nucleotides long. Its product is annotated as probable chitinase 2. Gene Ontology annotation, molecular function: chitinase activity; chitin binding. NCBI's taxonomy places the organism in Eukaryota, Metazoa, Arthropoda, Insecta, Diptera, Culicidae. The record is from RefSeq and is a predicted model, not a curated record. Gene Ontology annotation, cellular component: extracellular region. The coding region runs from base 3864 to 4511 and encodes 215 amino acids. Gene Ontology annotation, biological process: chitin catabolic process; carbohydrate metabolic process. The transcript has a single exon.
UUUUCAAAAUUGAUCUGUAAUCAAUGUAAAAACAGCUAUCCGAGAUGCCGAGUGAGUAAACACUACCAAUCUUUAGAAGUAAUCUCUAAUUUCAUAAAGCGGUAGUGCUCAGCAGUUUAAGCACCUCAAACCAAAGUCAAAUUAAAUCGGAUAUGAGUAAGUGGAGCUUAAAAAUUGUCGAUUUUGAAAAAUAAUCAUGAAUUUUACGACAUCGAAAAAUUUUCAGCUGAUGCCAAAUUUCUUAAAAUUUCAUGAAACGUCGAGAUCAAGUGUCAUCUUGAAUUUUUUUUUAAUUGACUCUUUUGGACGUCGAGAGCGUGGGGGAAGGGGGUUAAUUUUAUGAUUUCUGAAAUCGAAAAUUUUUGUUUAUGCUAAAUAUCUUAACAGUCUUAAGCGUCGAGAUCUCUUGUUAUCUUGAAAGUAAAAAUUUCUAAAAAUCUGCUCUGGAACAUUUUGAGAAAAUUGGAAAAAAAAUCAAUCUGGGAAAUUUUUCUGAUUCCCGAAAUCGAAAAUUUGGUUAUUAUGCCAAAUAUCUUUCUUUUUCUUUAUAGAAAGGUAUUAGAAUUGUUGAAAAACCGACUUUCGAACAGAGACUCAGAGACCGAUAGUAUUAUGUUCCAUUCGACUCAUGUCGACGGGAUCGGAAAAUGUCGUUGUGUGUGUAUGUAUGUGUGUUAAAGAUAUUUUUAUCGCUCAAUUUUCUCAAAGAUGGUUGAACCGAUUUUAACCUACAAAUUGGCUCGUUUGAAAGCAACUGUCGGGCCAUUGGUCAAGUUUAAAGAUCAAAUGGCUGUGACUUCUGGUUCCAGAGAUAUGAUGGUAUAAAUGACGUAACCGAGAGGGGGGAAUACAUCCAAUUUCCGAAAUAGAUUUUUUUUAAUGCCGCAUGUCUUAGAAUUACACGAAAUGUCGAGAUUCAGUGUCAUCUCGAAAAUAUUUUUUUGAAUAUCGACUUUUUAGGACUUGAGGAAAAUGUGAUAUCGCAGAAAGUCGAUUUUUGAAAAACGAAUUUUUUUUCGAGAUGACACUAAAUCUCGACGUUUCAUGCAACUCUAAGACAUUUGGUAUUUACCUUUCGUCUUCGACUCAUCAGUGCCUAGCAGUUCAUGUUGUACUCUCACGCAACUAAGCAAUUCAACAUGAACCAUUAAUCAGUCUACUUGAGAAACAUUCGAAGGUGUACCGAAGUACAGAGUCUUACUGAUAAAGCCCCGAUCGCAAAAAAAGUUUACGACAUACCCUUAUGCCACAUAGCAGUUCAACAUAAACUGUUAUUCACUGACGAGUCGAAGACGAAACGACCGACCAGAGGUUGAUUUUGGAGCUUUCAUGUCUUCAGAAGAAUUUCUGUUUGAUAUAGUCUACUUCUUUUAAUAUAACCAAAGUUGUCAUCAAUCUACCUACAAGUGAGUUAGAUAACAAUAUUUUGCAUACGAUACGAGCCUGAGAAUUCACGCAUUCAGAAAAGUUGUAGAUCAUGUUUAAACAAGAAAAAAUUUCGAAGACAUGAACGUGUUAAAAUGCAUUGGUGUCGAGAUAUGAUGCAUUGUUUAUUAGAGACCCCCAAAAUCAAGUUUUUCCAUCAUAACUUUUUUCAGUGAAUUUUUAGAAUUUUCGAAUGUUCUAAAAUUAUAUUUUAUUUAUCAAAAUACAUAUUUUUGUCAAAAGUUGCAUAUAUUUGAAUUUACAAAAUAAAGUGUUUUUGAACAAUUUAAUUACAAAAUACUACAAUCUCGAAAAUGUGGGAAUAUGUGGAACAAAAUUUGGUAAUAUGAUCAAAACACUAUUACAGGGUCCGGCACUCGAAGUGUAACCAACUUCAGAUCUUCGAGUCUGGCGUCAAGGUAAAUGCGACAUAUUAUCGGGAAAGUAUUCUGGAGGUUGCUUUGAAGCCGUGGGCAGACAAACAUUUCCGUGGCAGACCAUGGACGUUUCAGCAGGACUCGGCACCGUCUCACAAAGCUCGAGUGAACCAAGAAUGGCUGAAAAACAACGUUCCGAACUUCAUCACGUCCACACAAUGGCUCUCGAAUUCACCAGAUGCGAAUCCAAUGGAUUAUUCUCUUUGGGCCAUUUUGGAGAGCAAAGUCCGAACUAAAAGAUACACCAGUCUCGAGGCGCUGAAAAAAGUUAUUGUCCGCGAGUGGGCCAAAAUACACCUGCAAGUCACAUUCGGGCAGCUUGCGAUUCGUUUUUUGACCGUCUCAAGGCCAUAGUCAAGGCAAAACGUGGUCAUAUCGAGCGAAAGUGAAUUGAUUCUGAAUUUUGUAUUAUUUUUACACAUUUUGUACUUUGAAUUAAGUAUAAGUAAUUUUCCAAACUGAAUUUAUGGCCUUUUUAAUUGGUUACACUUCGAGUGCCGGACCCUGUAGAAAAAUCUUUAAUCACAACAUAAAUUCACUUGAAUUUAUGUGAAAACAUACUGUAUGCCGGAACCCACGAUAUCCGUUUUCGACGCGGCGGGGUGCCAUUCUUCGAACGCGCGCACUUCUGAAUGGAGUCGCUUUACAGUUUUUUCUAUCACGGUUAGAGUUCGACUGAUAGAGCUGUCAAAUAUUGUCUGCUGACUCAUGGGUUACUAUAAUUGUUGCUGUAUGGGUAGUUCCGUCAGUGCGGGUGAAGGUAAACCCAUGAAAAAUCAGAAAUGUGUGUCAAUUUUUUAAUGCAAACGUUAUAUCCACCACAAUUUAGUCUUUAGAGUGAAAUUUAAGAAAAGUCAGGAUUCUUUAGUUCGAAUGGUAUUUGACAUUCUAUUUUAACAGUGUUCGUAGUCGAUUUCUUCGGACACUUAGAAUCCUUCCAGGUUAGUUCUCGACCAUAUGACAAUUGAAUUGGGAAACCAAUACAUAACCAGAGAACUAUGCAAUGUUUACAUGAAACCACUCUUCCUUCAUUACACACUGACAAACUCUCUUACCUUCAUGACAUCUCCGGUUGCUUAGCCUAAGAUUGUCACAUUCGUUUUCACAUUUCAAAAUAUCAUGCACUUCCCCAUUUCAUGUAGCGGGACACGAAUAGUUCGACACAAAACCAAGCAGCGAAAACAAAUUCCGAAGGCUACAGUUUGCUACCGUAAAUACAAACGAAUGUCAUCGACUAUCUACAACGUGAAAUGAAACCAAACUAAAUUUAGUUGGGUUAGCAAACAUCAACACAGAGAGAAAGCAUUUCAUUAUUUCACUGAAUGUCACGUGCAAUUUCCACCACAGACGCCUGCGAAUUCGAAUCCAGUUGCAAUGUUUUAUCGGACACUUCCCAGCUAUUGGCAUUUCUAAGAAUUGCUUUUAUCAGCGUUUGGUGAAGCAGCAAACCUGAACGUGACCUUUGCAAACCUGGCGAAAUGGUAAACACGGACCCGCGUCUGAUAAUCAAUUUCAUCAUUUUCGAACCAACACUCGACGUUCAAAAUUGAACGUAAUUCUUAUAAAGGCUUUGAACUCAGCAGGGAACCAGUUCAAACGGUUCUCGGAGGUAGGAUUACUAGGUGCUAGGUUUUCUAGUGGUUUUCUGUUCAUCCCGUUAUGACUCCAGUGGUUCGCCCAGGAGGGUUGGUGGCAGUCUGUGGGUUGCUGAUAGUUUUCAGCGGCACAAUUUGGAGUGAAGUAUCGGCCUAUUCAGUGGAAAUUACCGGUCCUGAUUGGGAGUCUGGGCGCGAGUAUGAAACGAAAAUUGUGUGCUUCAUUUCCGCAUGCAACGAACAGUACGACUACGGCCGUUUGCCCCUUGGACUGUGCAGCCACGUUAUUCUGAUCGAUUUGGUUGGCUUGAACAACGAUGGAAAAUUGCUGCUUCUGCAGAAAUCUAGCCGAGGUAGGUAGUGGGAGCCAGGAUUAUUGGGAAUCGAACCGUGUCCUCACCGUGAUAUGAUUUUAGCCUUAACGCUGUUUCUGGAAUUGAAGCAACGAUUCCGGAGGGGCGGUGAUUCGGCGAAUUUCGUGGUGUCGAUCGGUGGAAUCAACCAGAAAUCGGCACACUUUUCGCGGGCAGUUCGCGAAGAAAGCAGUCGAUACGCUGUGAUCGAUAACGUGAUAACGUUUGUAACGAAGCAUGGCUUCGACGGGGUGGACAUCGCUUGGUUCUAUCCGGGACAGUUUGGAGGUUGCAAAUCGGACAAGGAAAACUUGAUACUGCUGUUGGAACAGCUUCAUAUGCGGUUGCAUGCCUGCGGUAUGAGUCUAUCACUUACGGUGGGUGUUGAUCCCCGUGAUAUUACCAUAAGCUACGAUGUUGUUAAAAUCGACGAAUAUGUGGACUUUGUUAACUUGUUGACCGGAGAUUACCACGAUCCACGGAAACCAUCGCACUUGUCUCCUUUGUACUCUGCCGAUCCCAAAGAUCGGUUCAAUAUUGUAGGUAAUGGCGAAUUUCCCCCAAAAGUGCGUGUAUUAAAUCCAUUGAACAUUUCAGCAAUACAGCGUAAGAACCUACAUCGAGGCUGGAUUGAAUCCGCAGAAAAUUGUCAUUCUGCUAUCCACUUAUGCCUAUCUCUACACAUUGCGAGCGCCCGUUGAUUACGAUCAAACUGUUUUGAAGACAGUCAAAAAGUUGAGUAAGCUUAGUGCCCAAGAGAUUAUGCAAAGAAAAAACUUCCAAGUGUCCUGGGAUGACGUUCGAUUGGUUCCAUACGCAACCAGAACCCGGGGAACGUGCAGAG